This is a messenger RNA of Vicia villosa (hairy vetch), 597 nucleotides long. RefSeq lists its product as uncharacterized. The record is from RefSeq and is a predicted model, not a curated record. Bases 63 to 467 code for a protein of 134 amino acids. NCBI's taxonomy places the organism in Eukaryota, Viridiplantae, Streptophyta, Magnoliopsida, Fabales, Fabaceae. The transcript has 2 exons.
AUAUAUCUUCAACCACAUAAGAUAAAUUAAUUCUAAGAAAGAAAGGAAUUAGCAAGAAGAAAAUGGUAACAAAGUUAUCAAUUUAUUUGGCAUUUGUAUUGGUAGCGUUACCAUAUUAUCCAACUUUGUGUCAAGAUAAUGAUUGGCAAAGUCUAAUAGAUCAAGCACAAGAGUAUGGUAUCUCUCAAGAAACAGUUGCUGAGGCUCAAAGUGUUUUAGGAGAUAGUUCUAUGGAACAGGUUGCCCAAGAUGCUUUGCGUGACGGGUCAUUGGCUGAUUGGGUUAUAGAAGCAACUGAGAAUGACAAAGGAAGCACACCACCAUCAACACGAUCAAGUGGAGGUUUACCUAGUGAUGUAGUGAAUUCACCAAAUUUGGCCCCAAAUGAAGGACCUGAACUAGCACCAAAUAAUGCACCUUUAAGUGCACCAUCACCUGCCCCUUAUGCAGCACCUCCCCAAGCAUGAGACAUAUGUUUAUUUAGUUAUGCAAUAGAUGUACUUUAUAUAGACUUAAUGUGAUGUAGAUUAAACCAAAAAGUAAGUUCACAUGAAGAGUUUUGUCAUCUAAAAAAUAUUAGUGAUGUAGUUUGUUGAU